UGUCAGUUAUAAUAAAUGUCAUAUCUGAAGGUUCUAAAGAAGAAAUUUUUGUAAUAAUGGACCAUCCAAGGAUUUCCAGGUCAUUUGAGCUAAAAUCACUCAGCAGCAACUAACUUUAAAACUGGGAAACUGACGCUAAAGAAAAUUCAAUGAAAUUAAAACAUCUACUUAGACAGCUGUUAUAUAACCUGAAGAGUCUCCGUCACACUGAUGCCCAGGUCCCCACUCAUGUCAUGAGGUAAGCUCCUCUUGUCACUCAAUCUUGAUUAAUACAGGAUGACAUUUAUUCUCAAUCCCAAACUCAUACACUCACUUCCACAUUCACCGUCCCAGGAGGACACACGUACGGUCUGCCAGGGACCGCCAGCGGUAGCCAGGCAGUCAGGUAGCAGUGUGCCACCCGCUGGAGCCUCACUCAUCCACUUCCCACAUGGGCAGCUGCUAACAGUCUUUGCAGAGCAACUGGUUGAUUUCUGUCACACGAGAGUACGCCACGUCUGUUUGAAUCCAGCUUUCGAAAGAUGUUUCCCUGGUCUGCUGUUUUCUCCCUGGAGCCCAAAGUGCCGGGCCAGCGCUCCACUGAGGAGCUGGUGACCAAUACUCUGAUGCUGGAGCUGGGGGCCAUGGUGAAGCGCACUGAACGGGUCCGUUUGGAGAGGGCCACGGAGGGUCGGCGCCGCCGUCGCAGCUCCUCAUCCACGGCCGACUACAGCUGGCUGGCGAACAACCCAACCCCACAGCCCUACCAGCUCACCCCCAAUGACCUGCUGGAGCUGCAGGACCUCUGUGCCAAGAUCCCUCCAGCACAGUGUGGCCCUGCUAUUGUCAGGUUCAGGAGGCUGGUGUCUCAGAUGGAGCCGGAGGUUCACGAGGUCCCUCGGCUGUUCCGCACCGUGCUACGGGACUGUGUCGAUGAGAUAAACGAGAAUGACAAUCUUCAAACUCCCAACACUUUCUUUGAGAAGCAGCAACGCAGCAAGAGCCUGUCUUUUGUUACUUUUCGCACAAAGUUUCGCACUGGUCAGAUGUUCAAGGGCAGCGGUUUGAGAGGCUCCAGAGGGAAUCUGCAGCAGCAGGUGGACUGGUCCGAGGAGGAGUCGGACGGAGAAGGAGAGGAGGAGGCUAUCAAGGCUAGGGCCAGGAAGGGAAGGAGCAAGAGCAUGCCAGAGAUCACCCCAAUGGAGCAGAGUGCUCAUGGCUGAGGAAGCAGAUAGAAGGUUCAGAAGGACUGGUGUAGAAAAGUAGGCACGGAGGAAACAACGUGAGUCUGAACUGGUGAUAGUGAAAAUAAUCACAAAUGAAAAGAAAAGGGGUAAGGAAUUGUCAGAGAAAUAAAAAUGAAUUUUAAAAAACUUUCACUUCUGCGUCAUCUAUAGCUUUUUGUGAACAUGAGGGAAGUAUUUAAGAGAUUUCAUAAUCAUUAGUUUAACUCUACCUGCUUACGAACUUUAGUGAAACUGGUAUUAAGAUUAAUUAGAGCUGAUGGUUAAGGACAGUUUUAACCUUGCAGCAAUCCUCUGGGUAGCAGGCUAUGACACACUGACAGUAAUCAAAUUUAGAUGAUCUCCUACGUUCAUCACCACGUUAAAUAGCAGCUGUUAAAAAAACAAAAUGGUUCCGUUUUAGUUUUUCAAGUUUAAAUGGAGGUUUAGACAAGCUGACUUGACUUUGACCUGAUAAAAGUACAAGAUAUAAAAUGUUUAGAUCAAACUGGGUGCUACUACAUUUCUUGUUAUAUCCAUAAAGGA
Messenger RNA from Nothobranchius furzeri (turquoise killifish), 1748 nucleotides. Its product is annotated as RD3 domain-containing protein. The record is from RefSeq and is a predicted model, not a curated record. NCBI's taxonomy places the organism in Eukaryota, Metazoa, Chordata, Actinopteri, Cyprinodontiformes, Nothobranchiidae.